ACGUGAUCUCCAAGAAGGCGUGUUAGCUAUGUCGUCAUGAGAAGCACACAACACACACACUCGUGGUCACGCACGCACAAGUGUAACAAACAUAGCGGCAGAAGCUUUGAAAAUUAGCGACUCGCGGAGCGCUCCGCGUGCAUCUGCGGUUAAUCCUCGAGAAAAGUAGUGGAGUGAAAGUUGAAAGAAGCGUCCGGGUCGUCGUCGAAAAUCAUGGAGGAAGACAUUGAUGAGCGUCGAAAGCUGCGAGUGAAGGAGCGUCGUCACUACACGGAAGACUGUCUUCAGGACGACGAAAUCGAAGGGCGAAGGAUGUUUACCGUGGAGGAUAAAGUCACCAGCCCCGCUUUCACCUGCACCUUCGUUAAAGAGAUGAAGGGGGAAGAUUUUUCUCUGAAGUACUUCCAAGAGAAUGGAUUUGAGUACCCUAUGCUGUUCAAGAGCAAGGCAAACAUGGGAAUGAGGUUACCAAGCCACAAUUUUACAUGUAAUGACGUCCGGCAAUGUGUCGGGAGCCGCAGGAUCCUGGACGUGAUGGACGUGACCACCCAGAAGGACAUUGAGAUGACGAUGAAAGACUGGUGUCGUUACUUUGAAAACCCCAACCGUGACAAGCUCCUCAACGUCAUCAGCCUCGAGUUCAGCCACACCAAGCUGGAGAAUUAUGUCGAGUCGCCAAGCGUGGUCCGCCAGGUGGACUGGGUGGACGUGGUGUGGCCGAGGCACCUGAAGGAGCUCCAGACGGAGGGCACCAACGCCAUCGAGGACAUGAGAUACCCCAAGGUCCAGAAGUACUGUCUGAUGAGUGUAAAAGGCUGCUACACAGACUUCCACAUCGACUUUGGAGGAACAUCUGUCUGGUACCAUCUGCUGCGUGGGCAAAAAGUGUUCUGGCUGAUCCCUCCCACCAAGCGCAACUUCCAGCUGUACGAACAGUGGGUGCUCUCUGGCAAGCAGGGGGACGUCUUCUUCGGGGAGACCGUGGAGAAGUGCGACCGCGUCACACUCAACGAGGGCGACACCUUCUUCAUACCCACGGGCUGGAUCCAUGCCGUCUAUACACCUGUAGACGCGCUUGUGUUUGGGGGUAACUUUCUGCACAGCUACGGCAUCGAGAAACAGCUCCAGAUUGCCCAGAUAGAAGAUGCCACACACGUGCCCUUGAAGUUCCGCUACCCAUUCUACCGGGAGAUGCUGUGGUACGUGCUGCAGCGCUAUGUCCAGUGCCUGCUGGGCAUCAACCACCUGACAUGCAAUGAGGAUGGGGACCCCGUGGAGGCGCCUCGACGCGGUGCCGCCGGGUCCCGGCCGUCUCCUGCAGGGGGGCCGUUCUCGGCCGGUGCUCCAUUGGGCAGCCAGGGCGCACCGGGUGACGGCAGCUCGUUCCUGGACUUGAGCACGCUGUCGCCCAAGCCCCUGACCAACGGCAACCCCGGCUCGAGUCCCACCAUGCAGGCCGAAGACUCCAUGGACUCGGCCGAUGAGCCGGGCAGGCGCACCUACGCGCCAGGCCACGUGCACCUGACACGCAGGGAGAUAGAUGGGAUCCGGAUGAUUAUCCGGUGGCUGCAAAAGCUUCCCGCCAACAAAAAGUUUGUUCCAGACCUUGUCCGAGACCCGGACGCCCUGUUGGCUGACGCCAAACGCCUGGUGAAGGAGCACAAGCACGACGACCCACUGCUUGCAGUCACCGACAAGCCGGUCCUUUUCUGGCCAGAGAGCAAGAAAAAGAGCAAGCCCCGGGUGGGCGGACCCCCGUCGGGCAAGCACUCGUCCAAGGGGGGCGGCCGGGGCUCGGACAAGGACAAGAACGGGGCGAGGCGUCGGCGCACGCGCUGCAAGAAGUGCGAGGCCUGCCUGCGUGCCGACUGCGGGGACUGCCACUUCUGCAAGGACAUGAAGAAGUUUGGCGGCCCCGGGCGCAUGAAGCAGUCCUGCAUCAGCCGACAGUGCAUGGCCCCGGUGCUGCCCCACACGGCGUGCUGCAUGCUAUGCGGCCGGGACGGCUGGGAGAAGGGUGCGCCCCCGCAGCCCUGCGACCAGGAGGCCUGCUCCUCACUCAUGGAGUGCUCCCAGUGCUGGGAGAUUGUGCAUCCGGCCUGCCUGCACGAGCGCCACCCCGCCCUCCGGGGCGCCCAGGGUUGCGUCAGCGACGACCUGCCCAACAGCUGGGAGUGCCCCAAAUGCUGCCGCGACGGCAAGCCCGACCAGGUCAAGCCACGACACACUCGAGGGAGGGUGUCGAAAGGUCCACAUGACGGCCGGCCAGACUCAGAGUGCACUCCAUGCGGUGAUGCUACCGGCGGGAGCUCCCCCGUGGCGCGCGGCAACCCGGCGCUCAACCUCACUCUGCGGCCCCACGAAGCAGCUGCCGCCGCCGCAGAACUCAGCUCCUCCGAGCUGGACGUCUGCGGCGCGCCAGCCAAGAAGAAGAUCAAGACAGAAGGACCUCAGGAACCCCUCGAGUACGACGGCAUGCCUUUGUCAGACGACCCGGUUCAGCAAGUACAGCCUGCCGCCAGCAAUGGAGACAUCAGUGACGAGGACAUGUGCAAGGACAACGUUGGCCUUGACGCAUCCGCAUUGAACCGACCCCGGAAGGACGACUACGUGCGCUCGUGCUCCCGGCUCACGGUGGCUGUACCGGACAAGAAGCCCGUUAUUGUCAAGAGCUCGCACGACCAGAUCGUCCAGUCCAUGCGCGGCCUGCACAAAGGCUCGGAGCCGGAGGCGGCCGAGGCCGCCGCCCUUCCCCUCUCCGUCCCGCCAGGGGGAGAGUUUGUGUCCCGGACAGACAGCCCGGACUCGAACAAGGAGGACCGGAACCCCACUGCCAAUGGCGGUGCACCCCCGGAGUACAUCCUGAGCGGCGCCUCGCACCCUGGCGACUUCAAGCUCAAGAUGACUCUACGAGACAGGGGCAACCUGAGGAAGCCCCGCUACGUAGUCCGCCCUGCGCCUCUGCCCGAGGACCUGGAGAAGGCCAAGAUGCCGCCGGCCGUCCAAUUACCGGCGGACGCCAAGGGCCCCUGCUACGCGCUGCUGCGAGAGGCCAUGCUGCCUGUCCUGCGCUACCUGACGCCCCGCGAGCUCUCGCAGUGCCAGCUGGUGUGCAAGGCCUGGAACCGCUGGUGCGUGGAGCCCGGCAUGUGGCGGCGGGUGGACCUGUCGCGGCGCCGGGUGACUGCUCACGCGCUGGCGGGCAUCGUACGGCGCCAGCCCACUUGCCUGGACCUGGCCUGGACCAACGUGUCGGCCAAACAGCUCAGCUGGCUGCUGCCCCGGCUGCCCCACCUCAGGGAGCUCGGGCUGAGCGGCUGCUCGGCGGCGGCGGUGGUGGCCGCCCUGCGGUCGGGCGUCUGCCCGGGGCUUCGCUGCCUGGACCUCAGCUGGGUCGAGGGCCUGGGGGACCAGGCCGUGAGGGACCUCGUGGCCCCCGACGCCCGUUCCAAGCCCCGCCUGCUCGUGGAGGUGCGCCUGGCUGGCUGCGACAUCUCCGACGUGGCCGUGCGUCUGCUCGGCCACCAGCUGCCCCAGCUGAGUCGCCUCGACCUGUCGGACUGCCGUGGAGUCACGGACAUGGGCAUCGCGGUGCUCGGGGCGGCCAAGGCCUCGCGCCUCACGGCGUUGGAUGUGUCGCGCUGCGCCAACGUGUCGGACACCGGAUUGGAAGCACUCCGGCGCUGUUCCGGGCUGCGCCACCUGGACCUCCGCGACUGCCCGCAAGUGACAGACUCGGCAUGCCGCCGCUUUGUCGCGCAGAGUCGCCUGCCCGUCGAGCUCAAGGAGAGCAAGUUGAUAGAGCUGGUGCAAGCCUGAGCGGGCCGUCUCUUUUCUCUCUGCAUCCUUCUUUUUCCCUCCUGGCCUAAAGGUUGUUUUCUUCCCGUUUCUGCUUCAUCAUUUGUCUUCUCUUCGAUAGCCUUCAAGGGGCAGGCAUAACCCGGUAUUCUCGAAACCUGGUACGCCGGUUGGUUUUCUGUGGAGACUGGUAGUUUUUGCCCGGUUAUGUGUGCUCACCCCAAGUUCACUCCUACUACCGCUUCGGCAUUCCGAGUCUCUCGCAGCUUUGUCUUGCGGCUUAAAAUCCCUUCUUUUUAUGAGCUGUCUUUUGUGUGUCUGUUUUGUUUCUCUCCAGAACAUGAACAGCUGUUAAUGUCUGUGUUUUUUUGUUUUUUUUCCUCCUUCACUAACUUUUGUGGGGAAGUCUUUUCGUUUCUUGCAAGCAUACUUAUAAGUUGCUUUCUUUUGUGCAAUUUUUAGUUUGACAUUCCCACAGAAAAAGAAAACUGUAGCGAGACUACAUUUGCUCAUAACUGCUUUGAGCCACCUAAUACGACAGUUUCGUUAUUUUCCUACCUCAGCAGCUGGGGUGCAGUCAAAGGCAUUUGUGCCCUGGAUUGUGCUGUCAUAUAACCGAGAGUUUUAUAGUUUUGCUUUUUUCUAAUCAUGUAAUUUAUUGACCCUUAGUGUUUCACAAUGUGUGCAACAAAACAUUUGCACUGUAGCGCUUCUCUCCUUGUCCGUGAGUGAGGAGAAUUAUUUUGUACACAGACUGGAAAACAUGUAAAUAGUUUCAGCAACCAUCAUAUAAACUCGUUCUAGCGGGCAACGGAGACCAAGUUCUGUUCCCGUCUCAUUGUUUUCAUUAAUGACACAUCAGUCUUGUAUAUAUGAAAAGUGCUCAUAGUCCCUUGUGUCCUUGUUUAAGCAAGUUUCUUCAGAAAAAAAAAAAGAAAAAUGUUCUAAGUAAAAAAAAUUGAAGCUUUUCUUUGCUUAAACCCAUUGUCAGUGUCAUCUUAUUUUGCUGCACAUUUCACACUGCAUUUCAGUUUCACUGCCAUAGCGACUCAUGUGUUAAAAUGUAUAAAAUUGCACUGGUUUUUGUUUUAAUAAAUUUGAAGAUUAAA
Ixodes scapularis (black-legged tick) is the source of this 4907-nucleotide messenger RNA. RefSeq names its product lysine-specific demethylase 2B. The transcript has 17 exons. The record is from RefSeq and is a predicted model, not a curated record. Lineage: Eukaryota; Metazoa; Arthropoda; Arachnida; Ixodida; Ixodidae. Gene Ontology annotation, molecular function: zinc ion binding; histone demethylase activity; transcription coregulator activity. The coding region runs from base 214 to 3819 and encodes 1201 amino acids. Gene Ontology annotation, biological process: protein demethylation; regulation of transcription by RNA polymerase II.